This is a messenger RNA of Drosophila eugracilis, 327 nucleotides long. RefSeq lists its product as uncharacterized. The transcript is spliced from 2 exons. Bases 51 to 200 code for a protein of 49 amino acids. The record is from RefSeq and is a predicted model, not a curated record. Lineage: Eukaryota; Metazoa; Arthropoda; Insecta; Diptera; Drosophilidae.
UAUCGGUUUAAAAUUUUUCAUUUUUUUUUGGCUUUCGUGAGGUGUUCAAAAUGGUAUAUUUAAGCCGCCCUUGGACACCUGCCGUGAAUCCUUUCUACAUUGGCCCCUACCCAAGAUGCGCUGUUUGUCCCUGUGACUUUGACAUUUAUAAGAAUUAUACACCUGGUGGAUGGCAUAGUCAGUGCUACAGAAGUUAUUAAGAAUGAAGCACUACACAAAAGUGAAGAACACAAUCAAGGAAAACACUGAAAUAACACCAUGUAAAACAAAUAAAAUAAAAUGAAACUCCAACUAAAUUAAUAAAAAACGCGGAGAAUUUCUGUAAUU